AUGCCUAAACCGAAUAUUUUACAAAAUGAACCCACUAAUUUUAGAGCCAAAAUAUUUUACAAAAUAAUUUUAACUAAAAUGGCUUUACACAAAAUGGACCUCUUCACUCACCUUGUGAAAUUAUGUACCCUUCCUUCAAAUAUAGACAUUGAGGCCUUAUCCCAAGAGAUGCAAGACAUGCGUUUGAAUCUCAUACUUAUUAGUGGUCGGGCAGAAGGCUUAUUAGAGCUCGAAUUUGCAACAUUGCUAUCCAAAAUUCCGCACCCAUUGAAUAAUCUUAAUCUCUUCCCUCACUAUGGGAACUAUGUCAAGCUAGCCAGUUUGGAGUAUAGAAUUCUUAGUGAGAAUGGUCUGGUGCAACCAAAGAAGGUAGCCUUUGUUGGCUCAGGUCCAAUGCCUCUCACCUCUAUUGAAAUGGCUACUCAUCACAUGGAAUCUACUCAUUUCGACAACUUUGACAUAGAUGGAGUAGCAAAUGAUAUGGCUCGCCAGAUAGUUGCAUCCGAUUGUGAGUUCGAGAAGAGGAUGAAGUUUGUGACAUGCGAUAUAAUGGAGGUAAGAGAAAAGCUGGGGGAAUAUGAUUGUAUCUUUUUGGCAGCUUUGGUUGGGAUGAGCAGAGAAGAAAAAUUAAAAAUUGUUGGGCACAUAAAGAAGUACAUGAAGGCAGGAGGAUUUUUGCUUGUGAGGAGUGCCAAUGGAGCUAGAGCAUUUUUAUACCCCGUUGUCCGGGACCAUGACAUGACCGGUUUUGAGUUACUUUCAAUUUUUCAUCCAACAGAUGAAGUGAUCAACUCAGUGGUUCUUGUCAGAAAGCCCAUUUUUCAAAAUUAA
Messenger RNA from Durio zibethinus, 831 nucleotides. The record is from RefSeq and is a predicted model, not a curated record. Lineage: Eukaryota; Viridiplantae; Streptophyta; Magnoliopsida; Malvales; Malvaceae.